Miscanthus lutarioriparius is the source of this 1017-nucleotide messenger RNA. NCBI's taxonomy places the organism in Eukaryota, Viridiplantae, Streptophyta, Magnoliopsida, Poales, Poaceae. The record is from the annotation of a GenBank genome assembly.
AUGGCGGCAAGGAUCCAGAUCAUAUUGUUGAACUGUGUAAUGAGUCGUAAAGGCUGUGAAUCAACUGCAAGACAUGUUGCCAAGUUCUUGAAACUACCCUCUGUUGGAUCAAGUGAUGUUAGUUCAGAGUUUUCAGAUGCUGCAGCUGCUAUUGAGGCCUUGAGGAGGUGCCCUGCUGGACUGGAUCCAAUAUUGGGAGAAACCCUUCCUUUUGGUGUUGCAUAUCAUCAUGCUGGUCUUACGGUUGAGGAGAGGGAGAUUGUGGAAUCAUGCUACCGUAAAGGCCUUGUCCGUGUUCUGACUGCCACUUCAACUUUAGCUGCUGGUGUUAACUUGCCUGCUAGACGGUUUAUAUUCAGGCAACCUAAGAUCGGUCGUGAUUUUAUUGAUGGGACUCACUAUAGACAGAUGGCUGGCCGUGCUGGUCGAACUGGAAUAGACACAAAAGGAGAAAGUAUACUUGUAUGGAGGCUUGAAGAGGUCAAGAGAAUUACAGGUAUUAUUAGAAGCAAUUGCCCUCCCUCGGAGUCCUGCCUCUCAGAAGAUAAAAAUGGAAUGACUCAUGCAAUUAUGGAGGUUGUUCUUGAUGAUCUUUCGAGGGCAAGAGAAGGCUUUGUUCUGGCAUCUGAUUUGCAUUUCGUUUACUUGGUCACACUCAUAAAUGUAGGUCUUGAACCUGAUUGGGAAUUAUAUUACGAGAGAUUCAUGCUUGCUUCUCUUGAGCAGGUGCAGAGGUACGACAAGAUGCAGAUGCCUACAGCGGCCAUGCGGGGGGCGAUUGUGGAGGCCAUGGCGAGGUCGCAGUCAGUUGGCAAUUGGGUUGGAGUAAUCGAACCCCUCUUGAUUCUCAUGGCUCAUGGGGCGUCAAUGCCUGUUUGUGGAAGUCCUCAGAGAAACACUGGUUUAAGUAACAAGUCAGCACAAGCCGGUGGAAAUGCUCUUGUCAGUGAGCAUACACUCAGAGUGUCAAAGCGCUUUUAUGUGGCUUUGAUGUUAUCGAGGCUUGCUCAGGUAUAA